This is a messenger RNA of Choloepus didactylus (southern two-toed sloth), 1056 nucleotides long. Its product is annotated as glycoprotein endo-alpha-1,2-mannosidase-like. Gene Ontology annotation, cellular component: Golgi apparatus. The transcript is spliced from 2 exons. Gene Ontology annotation, molecular function: alpha-mannosidase activity. The coding region runs from base 157 to 1056 and encodes 299 amino acids. NCBI's taxonomy places the organism in Eukaryota, Metazoa, Chordata, Mammalia, Pilosa, Megalonychidae. The record is from RefSeq and is a predicted model, not a curated record.
GUACAUUGGAACCAUCCAAUUUUGGAGCAUUGGGAUCCUAGAAUAGCCAAGAAUUAUCCACAAGGAAAACACAGUCCCCCAGAUGACAUUGGCUCUAGCUUUUAUCCUGAGUUGGGAAGUUACAGCUCUCGGGAUCCUUCUGUCAUAGAAACUCAUAUGAAACAAAUGCGUUCAGCUUCAAUAGGUGUACUAGCCCUGUCUGGGUACCCACCUGAUUCAAGUGAUGAAAAUGGGGAACCUACUGAAGACUUGGUACCAACUAUUUUGGAUAAAGCUCAUAAAUAUAAUCUGAAGAUGCUAAAAAUCUUCCUCGUUCUUGUGGUCACUUUUCACAUAGAACCAUAUAGUAAUCGAGAUGAUCACAACAUGUACAAAAAUGUCAAGUACAUUAUAGACAAAUAUGGAAAUCAUCCAGCCUUUUACAGGUAUAAGACUAGGACUGGCAACACUCUUCCUAUGUUUUAUGUCUAUGACUCCUAUAUUACAAAGCCUGAAAAAUGGGCCAAUCUGUUAACCGUAUCAGGAUCUCAGAGUGUUCGCGAUUCUCCUUAUGAUGGAUUGUUUAUUGCAUUUCUGGUAGAAGAAGAUCAUAAAUAUGAAAUUCUUCACAGUGGUUUUGAUGGAAUUUAUACAUAUUUUGCCACAAAUGGUUUUACUUAUGGCUCAUCACAACAGAACUGGGCUGGUCUAAAACACUUUUGUGAUAGCUACAACUUAAUAUUUACCCCAAGUGUGGGUCCAGGAUACAUAGAUACCAGCAUCCAUCCAUGGAACACGCACAACACUCGGAACCGAGUUAAUGGGAAGUAUUAUGAAGCUGCUCUGAAUGCUGCUCUUCGUGUCCGCCCCAGUUUAAUUUCUAUCACCUCUUUUAAUGAGUGGCAUGAAGGAACUCAGAUUGAAAAAGCUGUCCCCAAAAGAAACAGUAAUACAGUAUAUUUGGAUUACCGGCCUUAUAAACCAAGUCUUUAUCUAGAACUAACUCACAAGUGGUCUGAAAAAUACAGUAAGGAAAGAGCAAUUUAUGCAUUAGAUCAUCAGCCACCUGUUUCUUAA